Messenger RNA from Fibroporia radiculosa, 1077 nucleotides. RefSeq lists its product as uncharacterized. The record is from RefSeq and is a predicted model, not a curated record. The coding region runs from base 1 to 1077 and encodes 358 amino acids. The transcript has 14 exons. Lineage: Eukaryota; Fungi; Basidiomycota; Agaricomycetes; Polyporales; Fibroporiaceae.
AUGGUCAACUGGCAGUCGACCUUGGAGAUCGCCCAUGAUUCCGAUGUGUACAGCAAACUAGUCUUCGCUCUUUUUGGUGUCUAUGUCUGGGAGGUGUUUGAAACAUCCGAUUUCGAAUGGUCCCUUAUUACCCGGAGGCGCAAAUUCACCUGGCCUUUGUGUGAGUACACCCGUCUGAAAUCGCGACUUUCAUUCAGGAUGACCUACGGCAACAGCUUUUUUCUUUCUUUGCAGAUACUCGCUGUUUGGCUCCAUGAUUGGCCUAGCCCAAUCAACUGCCAAGCAUUAUAUACCUUCAGUUCGUGGGCGGGAAACAUGGCAGUCAUGUGCGCUUCGACGUCCUUGAUGCUUAGAACGAUCGUCAUUUGGAACCGCAAUCUCAAGGUUGUCGUGCCGCUAGGUUUUCUGUCCCUCGCUCAGUGGAUCUUGCUCUGGCGCGGUGCGUUUACCUUUACGGCCGUGUACUCUGAGGCCACGAAGUCGUGUUCCUUGGAAAAAACCAGCCAUGUUUGGCUCAAUAUAGUCUUCUUUAUGACGAUGGUAUUCGACCUCGUGAUCCUUGUUUUUACGCUCGUUGCGCUUCUGCCCCAGAGGGAUCGCUCGGGCCUUUGGGGUCUGCUUUCCACGGAUGGGCUCGUGUUCUUCAUCAUCGCGUUCUGUUUCAAUGCCUUACCCGCGAUAUUGAACGUGCUCAAUCUCAACACUGUGAUGAAUGUUAUUGCAACUAUACCGGCGGCUACUUUCUCAGUCAUCGCGGCAUGUCGAUCCGUCAUGCGUCUGCAGCAAUGCAAGAACUCGGAUGUCUACGUACACAGUUCGUCGAAAGUCGGCCCCGUCAGCCCAGUCAGUGGUACCCCGCGACACUUCCCCAACAUGGGGGGCGGUAGAGGACGUCGGUCGAUGAACUUUGCACGCCCAGAGGUACAUGUCACGACGGACCACUUUGUGAUGGAAGAUUUUGCGUCAUCACCGCCAUCUGCCGAUAGUGACGCGACCAAGCUGCAGCUCCAGCGUGCGGAUAGCAAUGAGGACAAGUACAGUGACGAUGACAUCAAAGGUUACACCACCGCAGUCUAA